CGUGAGCAAGGCGCCCCCGAGGGCGACAGAGAGGAACUGCCUUGGUGGGCACAGUGUGCAGCACAAUGGGCGCAACAGGGGUGGUCUGAAGAAGAGAUUUGGGAAUUUCUUCUGGAUCGCGCUGAGGACCGCGAAUCUGAGGAUUGGUGGCCCGACGGGGACGAGCGAUGCAGUCAAGACUCGGCGGCCCAGGGGAAGUGGAGCCGCUAUAGCCAAGGCCGAGGCGACCACGGAUGGGGCAAAGCCAGCUGGUGGCAACGCGGGCACGAGCAGUCCCGCGGACGAUGGCUGGAAGCAACGAAGGAAGAGGAAGAUCCGAGCAGUGGCAUGUUCGAGUUGGGCAGCGGCGCCGGAGAGCACAGCGACAAGCCGACUGAGAAGAUACCGGUGCCCAGCUUUGCCGGGCAUGCAGGCGAGGAGGGCGAGAUCGGCAGCGCGGCCCGGUCGUACCUGAGGAAGGUGGAGGCCUGGGAGCGAGUCACAAGGCUUCCUGAGCAUCACCGCGGUGUGGCCUUAUAUUCUGCCUUGAAGGAGCGCGCGUGGGUCGAGGCAGAGGCCUUGGACUUGGACAGGCUGAGCUCGACGUCUGGUGUGGCAUAUUUCAAGGCCUGGAUCCGCGAGCGGUUCAUGGACAUAGAAGUCACGCAGGUGGGCCGCAUCAUGAGUCAGUUUUUCAGGGUGCUGCGCCGCGGCAGCGACCAGAGCGUGCGAAGCUUCACCGGGGACUUCGACAGGAUGGUGGCUCGGUUGACCGAGGUACAGGUGACGCUUCCGGAGAACGUUCUGGCCUGGAUGUUUAUAGACAAGCUGCGCCUCGACGAGGCGGGCGAAAUAUCGCUGCUGGCAUCGGUGCGCAACGAGUACAAGCUCAAGGUCCUUCAGGAAGCAGCCUUGAUACACGACCGUUCUUCACGCAAACCGUGGGAGGAAUCCAAGGCCGCGCGGCACAAAGCCAAGGGAGUGCACCUCACAGGCAACGACCCCUCGGACAGCGAGAGCGACUUCGACCUGGAGGCCGGCGAGGGGGAAGACGAUGGAGCAUGCGUGGUUAGCGAGGAAACCGCGCAGGAGCUGCAUGACACCUGCCUGGCGCACCUCAACGCCAAAUCCAAAUACAGGGAGGCGGUGAAGGGGCGCGGCUUCUCUGACGAGCAAGCCCGGGCCAAGGCAGCGGCCAGGCUGAAACUGGCUAAGGAGCGCAGUUUUUGCAGCGCCUGCAAGAAGAAGGGGCACUGGCACAAAGACCCUGAGUGCCCGCUCAACAAGACGCCGAAGACAGCGAAUUUCACCCAGGUGCACGGGGUUUUCGUCGUCGAGGUGCUGGCGGCGACCAAGGACAGAGACCAAGGACCCCUGGCCAUCAUCGACACGGGGUGCGCGAGCUCGGUGGCUGGCUAUCCCUGGUUCGAGCGCUACAUGGCCGAGGCCGAGGCAAGGGGCGUUGAGUACGUUUUCGAGGAUGACAGCGAGAGCUUCAAGUUUGGGGCCUCCCGGGUGUAUCGUGCAGACUUUGCUGCCUGGCUGCCGGUCUGCUUGGGCGGGAGCUGGGUGGCCAUUCGGGUCAGCGUGGUGGCCUGCGACGUGCCCUUCUUGGUGGGAAGGCCGGCUAUGAAGAAGCUUGGGGCGAGGAUUGACCUCGGCAAGGAGUCGGUGGACCUCUGUUCGCUUCGAGCCACGGGGGUCCCUCUUGUACAGGCGCAGGGCAAGCACCCUGCGGUGGCAGUGUUCCCAGAAGGCCACGGCAAAGCCCCAAGGCUGCCCUGGCACAUCGUCAAACACGAGGGCCGCGAGCCCGGGAUAUGGCACAGCGACCUGGACACUGGAGCUCGAGCAUACAUGGCUUCCUGCAGCGCAACCCCAGACAGAGAGGGCGAGGCGAAACUUGAGAGAAUUUUCUACGCUAAGCGCUUGCCGCCCGCGAUUGAAGACAUGCUCGCGCACAGCACGCUGAAUGUCGAGACUUUCCUGGGUUGGUGGAUGGGGUGCAAAAUACAGAGAGACUUUUGGGUGGAGCGCGACGCGACGCUCAUCCGCGUGCACGUGGUCCCUCGCAAGUACCCUUUCUCCCCCGAGGGAUGGCAGACAGAGCAGAGCGAGCUGAAGGAACAGUUGCUGAGGGCCCUGGGCAAAGAAGUCGUGGAAGAGAGGAUACCGUGCAGAGCGCUAUGGAGCAUGAACAAGAGCGCCUUGGUGAGCGAGCUGGCGGAGUACGAGGUGGUGGCCCACCCCGACUGGAAUAUCAACGAGGUGCGGGAGAUGGUCAAGGAGCAGAGGGUCGCGAGGGCGAGCGGCGAGGGGCAGGUCCCCAAGGGGCUCGCCAAGAUGACCAUGCAGCAGCUGCUGGAAGAGGCCCGCAAGUGUGGGCUGGUGCUUCCCGAGAAGCCGACCAAGGGCGUCCUCACCAAGAUGAUCCGGGAUUCAAAGGCAGCCCCGAACGACACGGUGCUGGCCUUCGGACGCUACCGGGGGUGGGCAUACAACCAGGUGCCCGUGCAGUACCUGGACUGGGCCCUGAACGAGUGGCAGACCUCGGCCAAUUGCAGCGACGACCUGGCGAGGCUGGCCCGCUGGUGGGACGAGAAAAAGGGCACCAAGACAGGGAAGCAGAAGGCACCGGGACUGCCGGCCGACGACCCCGAGAAGACGGCCUCGGUCCCGCCACCGCCGGUGGCCGCAGCGAGCUCACCGGCGAGGGCAAGCAGCAGCAGGAACCCCAACGAGUGGAUCGAAGUCUACCCCGAGACGCCGGCGAACAGGACACCGAGCCCGCGGAGACGCCGGGACCCCAUGACCAAGGAGAACAUCCAGCACGAGUUGAACGAGCUGAAGGCCCGCAUGGAGGCGCUCCAGGAGCUGGCGGCGAAGAUGGAGGACGACGAGAAGGCCAAGAAGGCAAGAGAGGCGAGCGGCCCGGUCAAGGAGAACCUCAAGAAGCAGGCCAAGCGGCUCAAGCGGGUCCUGGAGACCAGCCACAGCGUCUACAAGAAGGCGCGCCAGGACACAGCCGCGGAAGCCCGAGGGCCCGGGACGGGGACGAGCGGAGAACAGGAGCAGUUCACCUUGUACCUCAUCGGUGUCCCCCCGAGCUACAAGGACCUGGCUGCCGAGGUCGGGGUGCAGACCAUUGCCGACCACAGGGCGAACGAUGACGGCCAACUCGCUGGAUGGGACCCGGACGCCGCAGCACUAGCGGGUCCGAGCCUGAUGUGGGCGGAGCUCCCGCUAGAACCGUGGGCCCCGAGCAAGGGAAAGAACUACAAGCAACGCAAGGAGAAGAUGAAGAACGACCGACGUCUACUUAAUCAGGUCCUGGAGGCUCUGGAGAACCAAGCGGCAUGCGAAAAGGGAGCUGUGUUCGCACACCCGGCGACGAGCACGAUCUGGGAAGCCCCGUCCGUGAAGAAGUGGGAGAACCUUUGGCAACACCAGGUCGCCUUCUAUGUGGACCAGGAGAAGGGGACCAAGAUGCGAGCCAUUCUCUCCGGAAGCUUUGCCGCGGCGAGGGCCGAAGAAGGCAACACCCCUCGGGAGGAGUUCUUCUUGAAGGUGCUCGAAGGAGCGAAGAAGCGCGGCAGCAAGGAGCACCAUGAAGCCUGGGCCGUGGAGGCAAAGCAGCCAAACUUUGAAGACGAACCGGGAGAUGAGCCAGAACUACGCGAGGGGGCUCUUCGCAAGCUGCACCAGAACCUCGGGCACCCACCGAACAGCGAGCUCGUGCAGGACAUGCCAAGGAUGUGCUAUAGGCCCUAUUCCGCGAGACUUUCCAAGCCGGUGCCCGCACUAGACUUCAACGAAGUGCUGGGACUCGACUUGAUCUUCAGGAAGGACUCGCUGCAUCAGAGCCACGUGGCGCUGAGCAUGGUGGACUAUGCGUCAACGUACCAGGUCGUGGUGCCCGUCAAAGACAGGACGGCCAAGACGCUCGCAGAGACGGUUCGAGAUCAUUGGGUCUCUUGGGCCGGGCCGCCCCAUACCUUUGCCCUCGACCUCGACUCUGGUUUCAAGAGCGUCUUCGAUGAAAUGUGCUAUGAGUUCGGGUCCUUCAUGUCACAUGCCGCCGGCACGGCCCACUGGCAACACGGGCUGGUGGAACGACACAACGGAGCUUGGAAGAGCAUCUGGGAGAGGACCGUGGACAGCGCGAUGAUAGUGGAGCAGGAGGUGGCAUGGGCCGUGGCCGAGGUCUCGAACGCGAAGAACCAGCUCCGCAACAAGGACGGGUACAGCCCAAGGCAAUGGGUGUUCGGGGCCAACCCGCGAAUGCCAGGCGAUGUCUUCGACGACCAGCACAACCUGGCCGCCAUGAGACACUACACGGUGGACGCGCGGAUGCAGAGGCAGAACGCCAUCCGACAGGCGGCGCGCAUUGCCUUCAUGAAGGUGCAGACGGACCAAGCAAUGCAGAGGGCGUUGUUGCACCGGAGCCGCGUGAAGAAGACCCACUACGAGCCGGGCGAUUUGGUCUUUAUCUUUCGCCAGAAGCGCCCUGAGAAGGACAAGAAAGCAGUGAAGAUGUGGGUCGGACCCUGCACGGUGAUAGGGAAUGAAGGGCAGAACCUUUGGGUAUCCAAGGGGGGGAGGUGUUUGCUAUGUGCACCGGAGCACCUCCGACCCGCGGAGGCCGAGGAGAUCUCCGAGCUGCUGCGGGUGAGGGCUGCAAUGGACGACGUGCAGGCGAUCAUCGACGAGGAUAAGGACCUGCGCGCUGCCUUUGCGCCCGAAGACGAGGAGCUGAUUCCCGACGGCAACAAGGACGGCCCCGGGGACCACCACGACAUCGCGGAGGAGCUCCUGAGCGGAGAGGGGGAGGCCUUCCAGGAGAAGUUCGUGGAGAUGGAGAACAUGGACUGGGACGACGGAGCAGAACGACGACGGCGAUGCCUAGAUGACUUGCCCCAUUGCCCCGUGGCCCGAGGGAGGGCGAAGAAAGCCAGAACAAGCCAGACCGCAGAAGAAGCCAACGACGAGGGCAUGAACGAAACAGAGCCGGUGGAGCGCGAGGUUUUCUUCGGCAAGGUUGCCUCCACGCAAGCCAGCCGAGAGAAGCAGAUGGAGAGCGAAAUCCCUUGGUCUUCCAUAGACCCUGGUGACCGCCCCGCCUUCGAGGCCGCAGAGGCUAAGCAAUGGAACGAGCACUUGAAGUUCGAGGCGGUGAGGGUGCUGUCCAAAGAGGAGACCGAGCGGGUCUAUGCCGAGAUUCCCCCAGAACGCAUACUCACUUCGAGGUUUGCGUACAAGGACAAAGCCAGGUCCCAGAGAGCGCUAAACCCCGAGCUGCCGGUGAAGGCCAAGGCUCGCCUAUGCGUGGGCGGCCAUCGGGACCCAGACUUGGGAACACGGCCGCUCAGCGUCGACGCGCCGACAGCUAGCAAGGACAGCCUGAUGCUGGGAAUGCAGUGUGCAGUCUCUCUCCGGUGGUCAGCCAGCAUCGGGGACGUGCAAGCCGCAUUCCUUAACGGGGUGGCGGCCCCCCGUGGCCUCUACUUCAAGCAGCCACCUCGCGGACUGCCAGGCGUCGAGGAGGGGGUCUUGGUGGAGAUCAUAAAAGGGGUCUUCGGACUCGCGACCAGCCCGAGACUUUGGUUUGAGAAGCUGGUGCAGGACAUCGGUCGAGCCAGGGUGGAACUCGAGGGGGAGACGCUGCACUUCGAGCAGAACGACAUCGAUCCCUGUGUUUUCCACUUUGUCGACAAGCAGGGCAACACCAGGGGCCUCUUGGAGACCCACGUGGACGACCUGCUCGUCUUGACGGAGGAGAAGCUCAAGAAGGCGACCCAGGCCACGCUCAGCCAGGUGUUCCCGAUAAGCGAGUGGGAAGACGAUGCCUUCAAGUACGUCGGGAGCAACUACAAGAAAGACGGCGAGGGGUACCAGAUUACGCAGGAGGACUACGUGGAGGAGCGCCUGAAGUACAUCGACAUCCCUAAGGGAAGCAACCAGGACCCCGUGAACGAAAGGCUUUUUCAUGACAAUCGCACCGCCAUUGGGUGUCUGAGCUGGUUGGCUAAGGAGAGCCGGCCGGACCUGGCUUGCGCAGCCAACUUUGCGCAAGCGAGGCAGGGAAGCCCCACCAUGGUGGACGUGAAAGACACGAACAGGGCCAUCAAGCAGGCAAAGGACUACAAGGAGCACGGCAUCAAGAUCAGGCCCAUCCCUCUGAACGAGAUGUGCCUGGUGGUCUACCACGACGCGGCGUGGGGGAACAGCGAGCCCGACGACGAUGCCGUGGAGCACCUGGUGGGACAUCGAGUCGGCUCACAGAUCGGCUAUCUGGUGCUGGCUGUACACAACAACGGCAUCGGAAGCAAGCCGAGCGAGAUGAGCACACUGGCUUGGAAGUCACACUCCUGCAAAAGAGUGUGCAGGUCCACCUUUGCCGGAGAGACGAUGGCCUGUUGUGAAGGGGUGGAAUGCGCAAUCCACCUGCGGGGAAGGCUGCUGUCUUUGACGAAGAGGAGACUGGUGAAGGAGCCAGAAGCGGCAGCCCUCAUGCCGAUCCACGCCGUCACCGACUGCAAGAGCCUCUUCGACUUCGUUCACAGGUGCGGCACCCCGAAGCCCACGGCCGACAAACGGCUCAUCAUCGACUUGGCGUCGCUGAAGCAGAUCUUCCUCAACGAGGCCAAGGGCUGGUGGAAGCGCGAGCGAGGUGAGGACGUACCGGCCGUGGACGACCCGCUGCUGAUCCCUUUUCACUGGGUACCGAGCGGGCACCAACUGAGUGACAUCAUGACUAAGCAGAUGAGGCCGGAAGCAUGGUGGGCAGCCGUUACCUGCGACUUUUUCUUGGCUGUCUCAAGGCAGCACAAAAGGGAAGUGUAA
Molecule: messenger RNA, 6822 nt
Organism: Symbiodinium necroappetens
Lineage: Eukaryota; Dinophyceae; Suessiales; Symbiodiniaceae
Source: the annotation of a GenBank genome assembly